Molecule: messenger RNA, 570 nt
Organism: Pochonia chlamydosporia 170
Lineage: Eukaryota; Fungi; Ascomycota; Sordariomycetes; Hypocreales; Clavicipitaceae
Exons: 1
Coding region: 1-570 (189 amino acids)
Source: RefSeq, a predicted model, not a curated record
AUGCCCCCUCCAAACCAAACACCAAAACCAGCAAACCUCCAAAAUGAAAUCCCACCCCUGACAACCCUCCUCCCCGCGAUAUUCGUCCCCAUCCCCCCCUCCUUCUUCACCUACAAGCCCGCCACCACAACGACCGCCCAAAUUCGCGACUCUAUAGCCGCGCUGGACACGCACGCCGCGCAAGUACGGGCCAAUAUCCUCGCCUUAUCAAAACAGGAGUGCAGACGGAUCGCUCGCGACGCAGAGAUCCAGGAGAUGAGGAUGGAUAGUCCGCCACGAGUGCAAGGGGGCAUGAGCGACGCGGAUAGGGCGCUUCUGCUGGCGAAUUUGCAGGCGCCGAGGGAGAGGCCGAGUAGGGAGUUGCCGAGUGCGCCUGAUUUCUCGGAGUGGGUGGUUAGGAGUCCCGCGGAGUGGAGGGAUAGGGAGAUAUUGAGGACGGUGGCGAGGACGAUGGUCGAGUUGAGGGGGUAUGGGGAGCAUGUUAAGCGGACGAGGGAUGUUUAUGAGGAGGCGCUGGAGAGGGAGAUGCGGAAGGAGUCGGGGAGUGAAGGUGAUGGGAGUCGUAGGUAG